GCAUCGCCGUAACGGAUGGCGUCCGACGUCGCGGCUCUGGCCUUGCUGUUGGAACCGCCGCCCCCUGGAACCACUCUCAAUGACAAGGACGCGAGCCAUAUUUGCCGACGUUCAGCCAGCGAUCUGAGCUACAACGACUUCUACUGGCAAUAUAUGCACAACAAUUGGCCAGUUAUCAUAACCGAUGUGUCCAAUAACUGGGAGUGUCGGAACUGGAUCAGGAGUGGGUCUGCGACGCCCGACGACAAGGACGAUGAGGCGAAUGCGAAUAUAAAUACUGCCCACACGAACAUCAACUUUGACUACCUCAAGAGCCGGAUUGGCGACUGUUUGGUGCCUGUUGCCGAUUGCAAUGCAAAGUAUUUCAAUAGCCACGCCAAAAUAGAGCUCAGGUUUUAUGACUUUCUGGCACGCUGGCGACGGAGCAUGCUGCAGAAGGAACAUGAACAGGAGUUGAACAGCAACGUGAUUGAGAAGGCAAUGGCGUUGAAUAAUCUCUACCUCAAGGACUGGCAUCUGGCGGCGCAGUUGCCCGCAUACGAGUUCUAUAGUGUGCCUAAAUAUUUUGCCUCCGACUGGUUGAAUGAGCAGCUUGUGGCUUUGAAGAGGGACGACUAUCGCUUUGUAUACAUGGGUCCCAGGAAUUCCUGGACCUCCUAUCACGCCGACGUCUUCGGUUCGUACAGCUGGUCCACCAACAUUGUGGGCAGGAAGAAGUGGCUGAUCAUGCCGCCCGGUGAGGAGACCAAGCUGGCCGAUCGUUUGGGCAAUUUACCCUUCAAGAUUGACGAAGAAUUGCUAGCGGAACAAAAAGUUCGCUUCUUUACCAUCAACCAGUCGGCGAAUGAGGCCGUAUUUGUGCCCAGCGGUUGGUUCCAUCAGGUGUGGAACGAGACGGACACCAUAUCAGUGAACCACAACUGGUUCAAUGCCUGCAACGUGCCACUCGUGUGGCGCAACCUACAAACGAAUAUGCAGGCGGUGCGUAAGGAAAUCGCUGACUGUAGUCAAAUGGAAAACUUUGAGGCGCACUGCCAGACCAUGUUGAGAGCCAGUUUUGGCAUAAACUACCUCGAUUUUAUAGAUCUUUUGGAAUUCAUAGCAGCCAGACGUCUAACGGCCCUCGAACACUUCACGAUGGGAAACAAGAACAGCCUAUUACUUUUUGAUAGAUAUACAAUGAACGAAUAUCAUCUGCGCUAUGAUCUCGCGCGUCUGCGCCAACUGCUCGGCCACAUCCUGGAGGAUGAAACUGUGCGUCGAAGCACCAGUUCGGAGCUUUAUAAUCGUUGUGAGAGUCUGUUGCAGCGGCUCAAGCAAUGCCCCGAUAUGGCAUUGCCUGCUGAAAUCUAAGAUAUUUUUAUACCAUUGUAUUCAUAUACAAUACAAAAUAUUUUAAUAAGAUUUUAAGCAAGUUUAUAGACCAUAUUUGUAUACACACAUACUACAAGUAUAUAUAGAAAUCCGUACAAUAAA
Messenger RNA from Scaptodrosophila lebanonensis, 1476 nucleotides. It is a transcript of the gene JMJD4, whose product is annotated as 2-oxoglutarate and iron-dependent oxygenase JMJD4 homolog. NCBI's taxonomy places the organism in Eukaryota, Metazoa, Arthropoda, Insecta, Diptera, Drosophilidae. The coding region runs from base 16 to 1353 and encodes 445 amino acids. Gene Ontology annotation, molecular function: sequence-specific DNA binding; histone H4R3 demethylase activity. Gene Ontology annotation, biological process: positive regulation of translational termination; protein hydroxylation; negative regulation of gene expression. The record is from RefSeq and is a predicted model, not a curated record. Gene Ontology annotation, cellular component: nucleus; cytoplasm. The transcript has 2 exons.